Molecule: messenger RNA, 1206 nt
Organism: Leptopilina heterotoma
Lineage: Eukaryota; Metazoa; Arthropoda; Insecta; Hymenoptera; Figitidae
Product: ubiquitin domain-containing protein UBFD1-like
Exons: 5
Coding region: 191-1054 (287 amino acids)
Molecular function (GO): RNA binding; cadherin binding
Source: RefSeq, a predicted model, not a curated record
AUAUGUAUGUGUGUACAUAUAAAAGAAAAAGAAAAUAUUUUCCCAAAGAAUGGUUGAUCAUUGUUUCUAACCUUUUAAACAAAUUUCCCUUAUAAGCAACAAUUUAAAUUAAAAAAUUGUUUUUAUAUAGAAAUAAUUAAGAACUCAAGUUAUUUUGUUAUUUACCUAUGAAUAUUGAAUUCUAUACACAAUGGAUUAUCAAGAUACGACCAAGAGUGAUACCAAUGACAAUUGUAAUUCAAAUUCCACAUCAGAAGUAAUAACAAAUACAAAAACUAAUGACAAUUCGUCAAAUAAUACAUUUGAUGGGUGUAUUGAUAAUACGAUACAAGCACAAGAUGCCACUGCCACUACCUCGGAUAAUAAAUCAGAAGAGAACAUAGACUUCAAAGUAAUCUAUAACAAGCAAAAGAUUAACGUCAAUUUUCAGGCGGACGGAACAGUGUUAGAAUUAAAACACUAUCUUCAAAAUAUUAUCUCCGUACCUGAGGCUAUGCAAAAAGUUAUGUUCAAAGGUCUAGCCAAGGAUAAUCAAACAUUGAAAAGUUUAGGAAUAGUAAAAGGUGCUAAAGUAAUGAUAGUGGGUUCGAAAUUGGAUGAUGUGCUGGCUGUGUCAAUCCCUACAAAGCACGAAUUCGCCGAAGAAUCUGCAAGUGCUUCAAGCAAAGAACCAUUAUCACAACAAAAGUUGCAUCGAAAAGUACUCGAUAAAGGCGUCCCUGAAGAUGCGAUGCCCGGAAUUUUAGAUUCUAAGGAGCCAUUGCCUGACGUCCCACUGGCUGGAAUGCUUAAUAAAUCAGGCGGUAAAGUCAGAUUGACAUUUAAACUAGAAAAUGACCAGUUAUGGAUUGGCACAAAAGAAAGGACUGAAAAAAUUUCAAUGAAUUCGAUAAAAGGCGUUCACAGUGAACCAAUUCACGAUCAUCCAGAAUAUCACAUUAUGGCAAUUCAACUAGGUCCUACUGAAGCAUCAAGGUACUGGAUAUAUUGGGUUCCAGCACAAUACAUAUCGGCUAUCAAAGAUGCAAUUCUCGGAAAGUGGUGCUAUUUUUGAUUCAAAUUUCGUAAAUAUUUCAUAUCGUAACAUAUUAAGGGUAAGAAAACAAAAGAAUGAUGUAUACAUCGAGAUAAAGGACUGUCCUAGUCAAGCAUAUAACGGUAAUUGAAAUAUUAACUUAUUGCGUAUUAAAAUUAUGUUAUGUAGUA